CAAUUUUAUGAAUAUAUUAAAAUAAAAAUAGUUAUUAUUAUUAUGAAACAUAUAAUGUAUCACUACAGACGAUAAAGGAUUUGAUUUUUUCAAAUGGUAAGUUCAUAACUUCCCAAAUUACUAUAAAUAAGUGUUAAAGUUAGUCAUUAUCAAAUUAAGCCACUCCACUAAUUACAAGCUCCAAAAGCUUUCUCCUUCUUUUUCUCUCUAAUCUCUAUUUCGUACGGAUUUCUCUAACCGGAGCGAUGGAGAUUGACGGUGGAGAUCGUAUUUCCGGUGAACGACCGAUCAUUAUGGUCACCAACGACGACGGAAUAGACGCGCCUGGCCUUCGUUCUCUUGUUCGUGUCCUCGUCUCCACUAACCUCUACGAUGUUCGCGUUUGCGCUCCUGAUUCGGAGAAAUCUGCUGUUAGUCACAGUAUAAUAUGGAGUAGACCACUCACUGCAAAACGAGUAGAGAUCGAUGGAGCUACUGCUUAUUCUGUUGAUGGAACUCCUGCGGAUUGCACUGGUUUGGGCUUAUCGGAAGCACUCUUUCCUUCUCGUCCUGACCUGGUUCUGAGUGGUAUAAACGUGGGUAGCAACUGCGGUUAUAACAUCGUCUAUUCUGGAACUGUUGCUGGCGCUCGUGAAGCCUUCCUUUAUGAUGUGCCUUCUGCCUCCAUAUCAUAUGAUUUUGAUUGGAAACGUGGAGAGAUGAAUGCUAAUGAUUUUGCCCUUUCUGCCCAAGCCUGCUUGCCCAUUAUCAACGGCAUACUCGGUGCAAUCAAGAACAAAACUCACCCUAUGCAAUGCUUUCUGAAUAUCGAUUUGCCGACUGAUAUUGCUAACCACAAGGGAUACAAACUAACUAGACAAGGUAAAAGCAUGGGUAAAAUGGGAUGGAGACAAGUGGAAGAGGAAGCACAAGGGCCGAAGAUGUUAUCAACAAUGACAAUGGAUACAGAGUCAGGAGUAGUCUCAUCAGAGAACGACACAUCUGCUCAUGCGGGAAAAGAUAGCCGUUUAUUCAAAAGAGAGUUAAGGGCAAGCAUCAGUGAAGAAGGGAGUGAUUCUCAUUACCUAAAAGAAGGAUUUGUAAGCAUAUCUCCCAUAGUUGUCUCUUUAACUCAUCUCCACUCAUCCAAACUUCAAAAAGAAACAAACAUUCUUUUAAAAUACUGCAGAUUACGGUGACGCCGCUUGGAGCUCUAUCUCAGACUGAUGUGGAUUGCCAAAACUACUACAAAGAAUGGCUUCCCAAGAUUACAAACCAGUCAUGCUCCUCCUCAUCCCUUUGAUGCUACAACAUGAGAGAAAAUAAAAACUCUAUUAGGAAAUUACCCAUUGUGGACCACAAUUUGUGGUAGACCUAUUAUUAUAUCAGUACCAGUUCUUUAGUUUUCUUAAGUCUUGACUUACUAUUGUUGUGAGCAGCAAAAUAGUUGUUGUUACAAGUCCAUUAAUUAUCGUGAGCAGCAAAAUAGAUAUCGAGUCCGCGACAUAUGUUGAAAUAUCAAGGAUUCUUAACAAAAGCGAUCAAUCCAUUUGAAUAUAAUUUGUGCAUUAGAGAAUUGAGUUAACGUAAACAAAGUUCAAGCGCUGGCGGCAGAACCUGAUAUUGCAGUAACAUCAUCAUGUGUGCAAGUGGGGGAUUAGUAAUCUUCAUCUUGCAUAAUCCUUGUUUUAUACUUCAAGCUAUGACCUAUAUAUUUAUUAUUUAUACAUCCGAUUCGAAUAUUAAGUUUGCUCCCGUGAAUUAGAAGGAAGAGUACAUAAUAUGUCACGUGAUAAUUAUUUUUCAUCUUUACGUUUCUCAUAUGGUUCUCAUUCAACGACUUUCCAAGUCGGACUAUAUAUGUUUUUAAUUAUUAAUCAUAUAUAGAGACGCUCCUACAAAACACAUAAACAUAUAGGUGCAUGCAUAUAAAUGUAAAUGUAUUGUUGUCGUCUACUUCAAUAACAACUCCAUCAAUGAACACAUCAAUACUUGCC
This is a messenger RNA of Arabidopsis thaliana (thale cress), 1976 nucleotides long. RefSeq names its product Survival protein SurE-like phosphatase/nucleotidase. The transcript has 8 exons. The record is from RefSeq and is marked reviewed. NCBI's taxonomy places the organism in Eukaryota, Viridiplantae, Streptophyta, Magnoliopsida, Brassicales, Brassicaceae. Gene Ontology annotation, molecular function: hydrolase activity; nucleotidase activity. Bases 246 to 1178 code for a protein of 310 amino acids.